AUGGCGCAAUCCAAGCCUAAGAAAACCGCUGCAAAAGCUGACAAAUUGAGCUUUUUCAGCCAAAAAGGAGCGACAGCAUCUGAGGCCGCACGGCUAGCCACGCAAGAUUGCGCCGAAAACUACAACCCGAAAAGCGCCUCUCACACAGAAGAAGAACCCAGUUCGCCACAGGGCCUUACAAGAGAUUACUUUGAGAGGGCCAUGGAGGCUAUGGCAGAAAAACUGAUCUCCACCUGGAAAUCAACGGCGGACCAAAGUACGGCACCUCUCCUCCAGAACCUCCCACGUGGAGCAACAAUGCUUAACUUAACAUCUCAGCAAACAGAAACAAAAGACCACCUACACAGUUUACAACAACAACUGGAGGCAAUGGAAGUACGCAUGGCAAACUACGAAGACAGGGCACGACGAAACAACCUACGAUUAAGAGAAGUCGGUACUCACAGAUGA
Molecule: messenger RNA, 450 nt
Organism: Pelobates cultripes (western spadefoot toad)
Lineage: Eukaryota; Metazoa; Chordata; Amphibia; Anura; Pelobatidae
Source: the annotation of a GenBank genome assembly